GUCGUAAGCCCUCCGAUCUCCACGUAACAUUUCGUAAGCAUUGUUGGCUAAGCCGGCUCAACAGGUUUCGUGGCGAGUGCCGUGCAUGUCAGCGUCGUUACUCAUUUCGUCGAAGGCAGGUCGUGUGGUGCUCAGUUCGUUGCUCCCGCAACGUCUAUAAUCUCUGUAACUCUCAGAAACAAGAGGUGAUCAAGAGGAUCGUAAGGUUCUCAGCCAGCGCGACAGCCGGGCCAAUAAUCAGGAUGGCUCCCCGGAAACCCACCCUUCUUCUUUUUGAUGUGGAUGGCACGCUGACCAAGGCACGCCAGUCGAUCACGCCGGAGAUGACUGAGUUCCUGCGCUCUGUGCGUGAGCACGCGUGCGUGGGCGUGGUGGGCGGUUCGGACCUGCCCAAGAUCUGUCAGCAGCUGGCCGGCGGGGACGAGGCGUCUGUGCACCGGCUCUGCGAGUACGUCUUCGCCGAGAACGGUCUGGUCGCCUUCAAGGGCGGCGAGCAGAUCCACAAGGCGGACCUGGUGAGCCAGUUGGGUGACGCGUUCCUGCAGCGCUUCAUCAACUUCACGCUGGCGCACCUCUCCAAGGUGGAGCUGCCGCUGAAGAGGGGCAACUUCGUCGAGUUCAGGAACGGCAUGAUCAACGUCUCGCCGAUCGGACGCAGCUGCAGCCAGGCGGAGCGCGACCAGUUCGUAGAGUACGACGCCGCGCACGGCGUCAGGAGCGACCUGGUGCGCGCGCUCACCGAGCAGUUCGGCGAUUCGGGCCUCUGCUUCUGCAUCGGCGGCCAGAUCAGCGUCGAUGUGUUCCCCAAGGGCUGGGACAAGACGUACUCGCUGCAGUUCGUCGAGAAGGAGGGCUUUGAUGAGAUUCACUUUUUCGGCGACAAGACGAGUCCGGGCGGCAACGAUCACGCCAUCUAUGAGGACCCGCGCACGGUGGGCCACUCUGUCGUCGACCCCAGCGACACGCGGCGGCAGGUGGAGGAACUGCUCAAACUACGCUGACGACGCUAGCGACGAUAGCGGCGAGUUGGGAAACUGUGUUCUCGGCUAGAGGACUUAUUGCUAUAGGUGGCCCGCUAGGACCAAGGCUGCCCAGCGUCUGCAGACUGGGUGGAUGAUUUGAUGCGGCAUUUGAUGCCACACCAAAGCUUCUUUCGUGGUGCCUCAGCUUUGGGAUCUGACUCGUGGAUUUUCAAGAAUAUGUCACUCUGCUUUGUUAAAAUUUAAGAAAUGUAGCGUCGCUCGUGUGAUAAAAUGCCUACUCUUGAAACACGUUUGUGAAUUACUGGUGAGCUAUGUCAGUUUUUAGAAGCGAAUAUGACUGACCAGCGCGUACUGGCGACUAGGUUUUCAUCUGUACUUGUUGCGGCUUGCCGUAUAUUACGGCUGUUACGCAUUGUCAUGAUAAUUCAAUGCGCAUUUAACCGACCAACCAAAGUUUGAUCAUUUCUUAAAACUAUGUUUUUCAUUGGACUGGAGGCAUUGAGUGGGGAUUUUUCUACGUUUUGCAUAUUAAUGUGGAAUAUGUUACUUCCCAUUGUCUGAUAUCCAGCAUUCAUUAAAUUGUUUGUGUAUUUUUCGGUACGAGCGGUUCUUAUUUCCGAUGCGGUUAUUUUCGUGGUGGUUUGUACGUCGCACUUGUACGUAGGAUCGUUUUCGUUUUGUUUUCCGCUGUUCUAAAAAGGUGUUUUCCAAUAAACCGUCUCAAAGUUUGAA
Molecule: messenger RNA, 1715 nt
Organism: Pollicipes pollicipes
Lineage: Eukaryota; Metazoa; Arthropoda; Thecostraca; Pollicipedomorpha; Pollicipedidae
Gene: Pmm2
Product: phosphomannomutase
Exons: 7
Coding region: 243-1001 (252 amino acids)
Biological process (GO): protein N-linked glycosylation; mannose metabolic process; GDP-mannose biosynthetic process
Cellular component (GO): cytosol
Molecular function (GO): phosphomannomutase activity
Source: RefSeq, a predicted model, not a curated record